CAAGGUGAUCUUCAACUUGUUGCCUUUAAUCACUAGGAAAAAACGAGUCAUAAACAAGCACGGAAGAUGAGACCUUAUCCUUUUAAACACACGAUCCAAACAGCACAACCCAGUUGGAAUUGUUAGAGGCCGCGCUCUUGAGCUCCAAGAGUCUCGUCCUGGUCCUUUAAGGAUGCGAGCGAGGGGGCCGGGCCUAGAGCGGAAGUUGUAUAGCUAGGCCGAAGUCCUGCGGAUGAAGGGCGGAAGUAGCUAGUUCAGUUUGGAAAUCAUGGCGCAGGAAAAGGAAGAUGUUAGAGAUUACAAUUUAACUGAGGACCAGAAAGCAAUCAAGGCCAAGUAUCCUCCAGUCAUUCAGAAGUACGAAUAUUUGGAUCAUACAGCAGAUGUCCAGCUACACGCAUGGGGAGAGACUCUGGAGGAGGCAUUCGAGCAGUGUGCCAUGGCCAUGUUCGCAUACAUGACAGACACGGGGACUGUGGAGCCCCUCUGGACAGUAGAAGUAGAAGCGCAAGGAGAUGACUUGCAGUCUCUUCUGUUCCACUUUUUGGAUGAAUGGCUUUAUAAGUUCAGUGCCGAUGAAUUCUUCAUACCCCGGGAAGUAAAAGUACUUAAUAUUGAUCAAAGAAAUUUCAAAUUACGUUCCAUUGGGUGGGGAGAAGAAUUUUCACUUUCCAAGCAUCCUCAGGGAACAGAAGUCAAAGCAAUAACAUAUUCAGCAAUGCAAGUCUAUAAUGAAGAGAAACCAGAAGUUUUUGUGAUCAUUGACAUUUAAAACACUAAAAAAAAGAGAAAGACCUAUGAAGAGCUGCUUUUUUUCUUCUUGAGAAGAUAAAAUAAUUGCAUUUUUCUAGUAUCUUUUGACAAAUGGAAAGUUUUAGAACAGAAAAUUUUAAAGCGUGACUUUCAGAAGUAGAAAAUUAACUGCGCAUGGUGGCAUUUGCUUGUAAUCCCAUCUACCCUGGGGACUAAGGAAAGAGGAUGAAAAAUUUGAGGCCAGGGCCAGGGAUUUAGCUCAGUGCUGCCUCCCUUU
Molecule: messenger RNA, 1030 nt
Organism: Fukomys damarensis (Damara mole-rat)
Lineage: Eukaryota; Metazoa; Chordata; Mammalia; Rodentia; Bathyergidae
Gene: Tslig1
Product: zinc finger and BTB domain containing 8 opposite strand
Exons: 7
Coding region: 269-772 (167 amino acids)
Biological process (GO): tRNA splicing, via endonucleolytic cleavage and ligation
Cellular component (GO): tRNA-splicing ligase complex
Source: RefSeq, a predicted model, not a curated record